CCAAGCUUCCCGCCGGUCCUCUAACCCCGAGGUGCCGGUGCGGCUGUCACUGGGCUGCGCUCGCAGUCCGCUCCUCACACCUCUGCUACGGACCCCAGGGCUGUGCGGGACAUGGCGAAUUCGGGCUUCGAGGACGGCCGAGGUCAGGAGGAGGAGACUUUUUUGUACUUCGCCUAUGGAAGCAACCUGCUGACGGAGAGGAUCCACCUCCGAAACCCCUCGGCCGCGUUCUGCUGCGUGGCCCGCCUGAAGGAUUUUAAGCUUGACUUUGGCAAUUCCCAAGGCAAAACAAGUCCAACUUGGCAUGGAGGUAUAGCCACCAUUUUUCAAAGUCCUGGCGAUGAAGUGUGGGGAGUAGUAUGGAAAAUGAACAAAAGCAAUUUAAAUUCUCUGGAUGAGCAAGAAGGGGUUAAAAGUGGAACAUAUGUUGUAAUAGAAGUUAAGGUUACAACUCAAGAAGGAAGAGAAAUAACCUGUCGAAGUUAUCUGAUGACAAAUUAUGAGAGUGCUCCUCCGUCACCGCAGUAUAAAAAGGUUAUUUGCAUGGGUGCAAAAGAAAAUGGUUUGCCAUUGGAGUAUCAAGAGAAGUUAAAAGCAAUAGAACCAAAUGACUAUAAAGGAAAGGUCUCAGAAGAAAUUGAAGAUAUUAUCAAAAAGGGGGAAACACAAACCCAUUAGAAUACAACAGACUUUAUCUAAGGAUAUUCUCUCUCUGUGCUAAUAUAAAAUAUUUUUAACUUUUGAGAACAGGGAUGGGGAUAUCUCCAUGUUUAAUCCAUUUUCAUCAGUGCUCUGAAAGGCUAUCUCACUUGGGUAAUUCCUUGUUUCCAGACUAUAAAAGGAAACUGGAUUAGGAGUUAGACAAUUGGAAAGGGGGCUAUGAGGCCCUGGAAUGCGUGACAAAUCGAUGUAGUACACCUUCUGUAAACACUAAAGCUAUUUUCUUGAAUAGAUCUUAAGUGUCUUCUUGCUCUCUGGCAAAGGGUAGAUUUGCAGCUUGCUUGAUGAUGGUGCUGGUGAAUUGCUCUGCUCUGUGUGUGAUUUUU
Propithecus coquereli (Coquerel's sifaka) is the source of this 1046-nucleotide messenger RNA. RefSeq names its product gamma-glutamylcyclotransferase (gene GGCT). NCBI's taxonomy places the organism in Eukaryota, Metazoa, Chordata, Mammalia, Primates, Indriidae. The coding region runs from base 112 to 678 and encodes 188 amino acids. The record is from RefSeq and is a predicted model, not a curated record. The transcript is spliced from 4 exons. Gene Ontology annotation, molecular function: gamma-glutamylcyclotransferase activity.